Molecule: messenger RNA, 4243 nt
Organism: Daktulosphaira vitifoliae (grape phylloxera)
Lineage: Eukaryota; Metazoa; Arthropoda; Insecta; Hemiptera; Phylloxeridae
Gene: Mekk1
Product: mitogen-activated protein kinase kinase kinase 4
Exons: 23
Coding region: 436-3999 (1187 amino acids)
Biological process (GO): protein phosphorylation; MAPK cascade
Molecular function (GO): protein kinase activity; ATP binding
Source: RefSeq, a predicted model, not a curated record
CAAUAUAAGAAAAUUUAGGUUAUUGUUGUUAAAUUGUGUUGAUAAUGAAAUUAUUUUAUUAAUUCACAGUGAACAUAUAAUAUGACAUAAUACAUAUCAGAAACUUGAAAUCUCAUCAAUGAGUUACAUUUGUUGAUUUUAGUUACGAAGUGUUAAGAAGUCAUUUAAUAUACGUAUGAGUAGAGGAAGAAGAUAAGAAAAAUAAUUUGUUUUGUACAUGGUUCAUUUUUCAACAUAUUUUAUUAUUAUCGGCAUAUUUUGGUAGUGUUGAUAAUAUUGAUGAACUUUGUUCUUAUUUAUAUAGUCAAUCUCAGCUGUAUCUGACUAUAUACUAUUGCUUAAAAAUGCAUUGACUAUGAGAAACCAGUUUUCUAUAGCCUUUGAUAAAAAAAUCGUUUUAAUGUGAGCAAAAAAUUCGAAUUAAACAACAAUAACAUGGCAAUUUAUAGUCCAAAUGAACUUUCCUCGUUUGAAAAGUCCCUUGUUGAUGACCAAAAAAAAUGUCAUGAAAAUGAUGAAGUACCACUUGGCAAAAUUAAGAUUGAAACAAAUAAUCGAUUUUGGAGUGUUGGUUCCAAACUAGUAGUAUGUAGAAAGUUUAUUUCUGAUAAACAAGCCAAAUGUGAAGAUGUAAACAGAGUAGCAUUUUAUGAUAAAUUGAAACGUUUAGCUAAUUGUGAGAAAUCAACUGGAACUUAUGAACUUAAUCGACAGUUAAGUCAUGAAGAAGAAUUGUGGCAGAGUGAGUUGAAAGAUUUAAUAUGGUUAGAGUUACGUGCUAGAAUAACUGAUAGAAGUAUUACUAGUCAAGACAAAUAUCUUUGUGAAGAAAGAAAAAAAAUUGUUGACUUACUUGAUGAAAUUAUUAAUUUUAGUUAUAGAUUUAAUCAGAUGUCUCCUUACGAUUCUUCUACAACCGAAGCUAAUAUAAACAAUUUAGAUGAAGAAACAGUCCAAUGUUGGAAUCGAUGUGGUUGCUUAAAACUGUUCUGUUGUCGUUGUAUUGAACAACAAAACUCGGCAUUACGUAAAGUAGAGCAUCUUAUGGAACGUUUAGAAUAUGCUGAAUCAUUAUUUCCGUCUAGUAGAGCAUUUGCAGCUCAAUAUCCUCUUUAUAAGAGUUCGGAAUUUACUAAUCGUGUUGAGGCAAUGUGUGUUUGGUAUAAUAUAACAAAAAGGCAACGAUUAAUGUUGUUAAUUCUUGGCAGACAUUUAAUGAAAGAAGUAGAAGAUUUAGAACCAUCAUCAUGUGUAAAUAGUAAUAAUUCUCCAAGUACAUCUAAUGACAGUGGAAAAGGUUCUUUGACACCAUCACCUGGAACCAGUGUGUCAGAUAAACCUGAGUUUAAAUUUAAACAAUCCAGUGCUAAUUAUCGUGAACCUAUAUCAUAUAAAGAUCUUGAUUUAUAUAAUACACAACCUAUAGCCAUUUUGAGGCAACAUUUCUUUCCUCAAUCUAUGGUUCCUUACUCCAACACUGGUGAUGCAUCAUUAACUUAUAGACAGUUUAUAACUGGAGUAUUAAAAACUAAAGGAUUAAGAAAAGCAUUGAAAUUUCUUGAUGAACUCUAUAAGAAUGUUUUACGCAAAGCACAUUUGACAUUAAAAGAUCAAACUGCUCUGGAAGAUGAUGUUAGAGAAGAAUCUGUGACCAAUGAUGAAGAACUAUUACGCUACAGUUAUUGGUGUAAAGAAUCAAAAGCUUUAAAUUUGCCAUCAUAUAGAGCAGCUUUUAUUUUUCUAUCACGUAUUCCAUUAGAUUUAAUACAUACAUAUCUUAGAAUGAGAUUAGAUACAAGGCCUGAAAAACCUUCAAUAAUGAGUAUAAGACAAUUGACAUGUGAGUUGAAGGAGGGCUUAUUAUUAGCUGUUGUUCAUCGAAGACGCUUUGUUCGUCAUAUACAGUCGACUUUGUGGUCUGAUAAAGACAAAGAUAUGAAAAUAUUUGAAGAACGUAUUUUACAUUUUGAUAAAUGUUCCAAAAAUGUUUUAGAAGUGUAUUUAAGGUAUAUGGAAGAGUGGGUAGUUAUGAUGGAGCACUGUAGAGCACAAAAAAAUAUAUUAGAAGAAGAAUGGAAUGAUUUAAAAAUUAUAGUACCUCAUAUUCCUGAUUCUAGAACUUUGGUUACAAAAACUUUUUGUCAGAUUGCUAAAAAGAUGCUAGAAACAACUGCUGAAAAUUUCAAAAAUAAUAUAUUAGGUUAUUCCAAAAUGUUAAUUAAUGUCGAUCUGUCUCAUGCCAAACAAAAUGUAUUACUGGUAUGUCGAGAAUUACAAAGUAUAUUGGGGUUAUAUCGUGAAAAGGCUUUACUAGUAAUGUCUCUUAUAAAAACCAUCUGUAAAGAUCUUAUUGAACACUUUAAAAAAAAUAAGAAGAAUGAAAGUGAUGUGAUGAAGAAUGCUUUACCACCUAUUUGGGUUACAAUGAAACCUUUAAAAGAAAAAGUAUUUGAAACUUGUCAACGCAUUACUGAAAUGAUUAUGUCUGUGGAAAAAGCAUUUAAUACUUGUCACAAUGAUAUUGAUGAUUUAACUCUUGCCCCUCGAAUACGAGAUGUGUUACAGCAAAUGUACAAAUUUGCUUUUGAGUAUCAUAAAGAAGCAAAUAGAAUAGCUUGUGGACCAUUCAAAGAUCAAAUGGCUUUUUAUAAUGUAUCUAUUUCAAAACUUUGGAUAAAUUUUGUUCAUGAACGUUGUGAACGGGGCCGAGGCUUAAAACCAAAGUGGGCAAACACUGGUUUGGAAUUUUUGUUAAAUGUAUGUGAACCUCAAAAUAUAGCUGGACUCAGUGAUGAAGAUUUUAAGGAUUUUAAAAACCUUAUUGAAGAUUGUGUUAUGUAUAUAAUUGGGGAUAAUGAUGAUAACUCAGGAUAUCUUAGUUCCAAUGUAUUUAAAAAGAAACGUCAAUCUACAGUUAUAGAAGGAAAAAAUAAAAUAAUGAAGACUGAAAAAUUUUCCAAAGUUGGAGAUAUUGAUAGAAGUGUUCGUGUCAUGGAUGCUGUCAAUAAACUUGAUCAUAAACUUGAAGAAAGAUUAAGAUCACAAGAAUUAAUUGGGCAUGUACGUACAACUGAGUAUAACAUUGAGCGUAUAGAUUAUCUUCGCCCUCGUCCUGUUAACUUUAGUUGGCAGAGAGGUAUAAAAAUAGGUCAGGGUCGUUUUGGUAAAGUAUAUACUGCUGUGAAUAAUGAAACUGGUGAACUAAUGGCAAUGAAAGAAAUCCAGUUGCAACCAUUUGAUCAUAAAGCAAUUAGAAGUGUAGCUGUAGAGCUAAAAAUUUUUGAAGGUAUUGUUCAUGAAAAUCUUGUAAGAUAUUAUGGUGUUGAAAUUCAUAGGGAAGAAAUGGUCAUUUUUAUGGAACUGUGUGCUGAAGGUACGUUAGAAAAUUUAGUUGCUGCUACUGAAAAUGGUUUACCAGAAGGCCUGAUUCGUAGAUUCACAAAGCAAUUAAUUAGUGGAGUUGAUAUUUUACAUCAGCAUGCAAUAGUUCACAGAGAUAUUAAAAGUGCAAAUAUAUUUUUAACUUCUGAAGGUAAUUGCUUAAAAUUAGGUGACUUUGGUUCAGCAGUAAAAAUGAAUGCACUUACUACAGUUCCUGGAGAACUUAAAGGUUUUGUUGGAACACAAGCUUAUAUGGCACCUGAAGUAUUUAUGAAAUCAAAUACUGAUGGACAUGGUAGAGCAGCAGAUAUUUGGUCAGUUGGUUGUGUUGUAAUAGAAAUGGCUUCAGGAAAAAGACCUUGGUUUGAAUAUGAUUCAAACUAUCAAAUCAUGUUUAAAGUAGGAAUGGGAUUUUCACCAACAACACCAGAAGCAUUGUGUAAUGAAGGUCAACAGUUUGUAGAUCUAUGUCUAAAGCAUGAUCCAAAUUUAAGAGCUACUACUUCUGAUCUUUUAGAUCACAAUUUUAUAAAAGUUUUGCCUGAAGACUGUGUUUCAUGUAGAAUUUCUUCAAUAACAAUGCUAGAAGAAAGUUUAAAACUAGGAUUAAAACGAUAGUAUCUGAACGUAAAUAUUUUUUUUAUAUUAGAGUCAUAUUUUUACAUGUAUACAAUUUUAAUGAUUUUAUGAUUUCUGUAAAAAAUAAAAAAUUAUAUAUAUGUACUCUAGUUAAAUGUUCAUCACUUGUGUAGUCUGUAAAAAUUAUUGAUAUUUGAAGAAAAUAUUAUUUUUGAGUUUUUGAUUCAGUAAUUUUUACAGUACUUUUUUUACUGACAUAAAAAUGCUAUAUUUAUAUUUUUAU